UUUCAAUUUAUUAUUAUAUUCUUGGAUCUCUAUCCUCUCCAAUGGCCGAGAAAAAUCCCCAGUUGAACGGUGCCUACUACGGCCCCUCCAUCCCACCACCCAAAUUACACCGUCCUGGCCGCGGCGGCAGCGGCAUCGGCUGUUGCUUUGACUGCUGUUGUGGGUGUAUCUUCAGCCUCAUCUUUAAACUCCUCUGCACCAUCAUCGUCAUCGUCGGGAUCGCCGUCCUUGUGUUCUGGCUCAUCGUCCGCCCAAGCAAGGUCAAAUUCCACGUCACCGAUGCCUCCCUCACCGAGUUCAGUUACACCAACAACGGCACGCUCCACUACAAUCUUGCUCUCAACAUGACCAUCCGCAACCCCAACAGAAGGCUUGGCAUUUACUACGACAACAUCGAAGCCAGAGCUCUGUACGAGGAUGCCAGGUUCGCUUCCAACGACAUCUCGCCUUUCUAUAUGGGCCACAAGACUACUCAUUACUUGAGCACGGACUUCAAAGGUCAGCACUUGAUUGCCCUGGGUGCCGAUCAGAUCUCAGAAUAUAAUAAGGACAAGAGCUCCGGGGUCUACGAUAUCGAUGUGAAGUUGUAUCUCAAGAUUCGGUUCAAGUUGGGCGUGUUCAAGACCGGCAAGUUCAAGCCCAAGAUUAAUUGUGACCUCAAGGUUCCCUUGACGGCCAACGGAACCUCGUCGUCCGCUACGUUCCAGGCCACCGAGUGCGAUUUGGACUACUGAUGGAGCGCCCCUUUACCCGGCUCUCCUCCGUGUUUGUCCAUACGCGGUUCUAGACUACAUUUGUUUUUGCUGUUAUUAUGGGUUCCUCAUAUUCGUUCAUUUAUUGGACAUUGUUUCUGGUUAUUGAUUUCGUUGCCGUAUUUCCAUAUCCAUUUCAUUUUAUAGGAGUAUUGUUAUUUGAUUGGACUCCGAGGAUUUUGCUUUUUGUACGCUGUUGUUAAUAAAUAAAGCAAUUAUUUUGCUUA
Molecule: messenger RNA, 979 nt
Organism: Neltuma alba
Lineage: Eukaryota; Viridiplantae; Streptophyta; Magnoliopsida; Fabales; Fabaceae
Product: NDR1/HIN1-like protein 3
Biological process (GO): defense response to other organism
Cellular component (GO): plasma membrane; plasmodesma
Source: RefSeq, a predicted model, not a curated record